Molecule: messenger RNA, 2216 nt
Organism: Phycodurus eques (leafy seadragon)
Lineage: Eukaryota; Metazoa; Chordata; Actinopteri; Syngnathiformes; Syngnathidae
Product: serine/arginine-rich splicing factor 1B-like
Exons: 4
Coding region: 265-984 (239 amino acids)
Cellular component (GO): ribonucleoprotein complex; cytoplasm; nucleus
Molecular function (GO): mRNA binding
Source: RefSeq, a predicted model, not a curated record
AAGACGUCGGUGUUGGCGGAAAGUGGAGAGGCGAGCACUUACAGGGAAUUAGCGCGAUCUUUUCCACUUUAAUACCUUCAAGCGCUUCACUUGUACGGCGACCAAGUUGUGCCACAAUAUUCCCCGCGUUGUUCCCAACGGCGAGGCGAGUCUAGUUGAACCGCAACUGCGCUUCUUAUUCGCUUAAGGAAGGACCCAGCGUUCACGCUAGCUAGCUACUCCACGCUACCACCACACCACUUCGUCCAUUGUGCGCUAGCUAGCAUGUCUAGCGGAGGCAUUAUACGCGGACCCGCGGGGAGCAACGACUGCCGCAUCUACGUCGGCAACCUGCCGCCUGACAUCCGCUCCAAGGACGUCGAAGACUUGUUCUACAAGUACGGCUCGAUCCGCGACAUCGAUCUGAAGAACCGACGAGGGGGACCGCCGUUCGCCUUCGUGCAGUUCGAGGACCCGAGGGACGCAGACGAUGCCGUGUACGGCCGCGACGGCUACGACUACGACGGCUACCGACUUCGCGUGGAGUUCCCCCGAAGCGGCCGAGGCGGCGCGGCGGGUGCCCCCAGGGGCCGAUACGGACCCCCGUCUCGACGCUCUGAGUACAGGGUCAUCGUGUCAGGUCUUCCUCCUAGUGGAAGCUGGCAGGACCUGAAGGACCACAUGAGAGAGGCGGGCGAUGUGUGCUACGCUGACGUGAACCGCGACGGCAGUGGCGUGGUGGAGUUUGUGCGCAAGGAGGACAUGACCUACGCUGUGCACAAGUUGGACAACAGCAAGUUCCGCUCCCACGAGGGCGAGACGGCGUACAUCCGCGUCAGGAUGGACGGCCACCGCAGCCCCAGCUACGACCGGUCCCGCAGCCGCAGCCGAAGCAAGAGUCGGUCGCGCAGCUACUCCCCCGCUCGUCGUGGGCGGGCCUCGCCGCGCUACUCCCCGCGGCGCUCCCGUUCCCGCUCUCGCUCUCGCUCCCGCUCCCGCACCUAGAGCCACUGCCGUUGUCGUCGCCGCCCUCGCCUGACGGAGAGCGGCGUGUCGAGAGGGAACAGAAACCUCGGCGUCGGAUCCCGUUUAUCAUGUAUUUCUCAUUAGCCCCGCCUUUUUGUGCUUUGUCGCCACCCCUUUCGCCCCACCCACCCUCCCCCCUUUUUCACUGUGAGUUGGGUCUUUUUUUUUUCUCUUCAUUUUACUCACAUUCCUUUUUCCAUUUUUUUCACCCCCUCUUCCCCGCACCCUAAAUGCUGCCGCUAUUGCUGUGCUUUUUAUUUGGCUUCUCAAAGCAUUAUGUCCGCUGAUCUUCUUGUGUGUCUCUCUGUAGAGAUCAGAGCAGCAGGAUAGGAUGGGAAGAGAAGGAAACAGUUCAAAUUAGGAUAAACAGGAGGAGAGGAGGAGGAGGAUACAAAUGUGGCACGCAAUGGUAUGAUGGUUGUGCCUUUACAAACAUCUAAUUGUGAGGCUGUUCACAUGUUUUUACACUUAAAAUGGCGCCCCAUUGUUUCUCAAUACUCAACCCCCCCACCAUAAAAAAAAAAAAAAAAAACAGCUACUGCAUCCAUUUUGUUUGUAGGUGGUGGCCCCCCCCCCCUUUUUUUUUUUCUUCUGUUAAAUUUAUUUGUGGUUUUCCCUGCACCCACUUAAAUGACAUCAAAUUGUAGAUAUUUUUCAGUUCAAUGCGAAGGUGUGAUUCUAACUCCUUCUCUUUGGUUCUGCUGGUAUUCUGAAGGUUUGGACUGGGCUCAUUGUCACCCCAUCCGGAGCCGGAUCAGGAUUUAGGAUUUUUAGGCAUCAGGAUGGAUACAAGGAGCAGGAUCAUUGGAGCUUUUUCUUUGUUCGUGUGUUUGUUUGUUGUUUGUACCAGGAGAAGCUCCCACGUCCAACCUUUCAAGCAUUGUAGUUCCAUAGUCAAACUAAUUCGGUGUUCCCUUAAAAAACACAUUUAGUGUUGACUUUUUUUUUUUUUUUUUUUUCUUCUUCUUUGUGGAAAUUCAGAAUUAGCAACAGUGUUGUGAUUUUUUUUUUUUAUUGUUGGAAAAGGAAGAGCUCUGAUCAAAACCACGAGGGGCUUCCAGAUGGUGGAGGGAGGGGAAAAGGGAUGGAGGGAGGGAAUGUGGUUUGUAUCUUCUUGGUCGCUUUUUCCUGACGAGGUGGUUUCUGUUUUUUUUCUUUAGUCUCCGGUGUCAUCAGAGCUUUAUUCUCUUUUAAUAAAAAUUUAAAAUGUA